UCAGUUUCCAACCACUUGGUUGCAUCCUCGUCAGAAGCUACAAAAGUAAUUCAGGACGAGGAAGGCUAUCCAAGAUCCAUUGUUUUCCCAAUGUUGAACGAAUCCAAGCAGUUCGUUGGGCAAUGCACAUUGACCUGUACACGUGGGCCUGAGGCUCACCAACAGCCUGGCCGUGAAUUACGAGGUGAUGCCAGAAAAGAAAAGCGCCAAUACCGAUUAUGUUUAAAACUGAAAUCUGUCCGAGAUAUUGAGAUCCCUGGAGAAUAUUUGGUUCGCUACCAUAAUCCAUUUCUCGGUUCAGCCUUAGGUAAGUGUUAACUGUGGCUGCUGGUCGAUAUGAGAGACGAUUGACUUGUUUUGUGUAGUCACCAGUGACUGGUUCACUGUAAAGGACAAGGGUGAGCUGGUGUCCUUGAAUUUCUACUGCAUGUUCGACUUAUCGAAGAACCCACUUCAGCUCAAACAAGAAACGCAAGAGUCUGUCAGAAUUGACCUGAUCGCUAGCGAUGAAGAAACAGUCGGAAGUGCUGUCUUCAGUUUGAGCUACUUGUAUUUCUCUGAAGAACAUUUUUGCUGCUCUGAAGAUAAUUGUGACGAGAUUUUCAUGACUCAGACGGAAACGGAGGCUCAUUGGCUCGAGGUUCAUACCGAUUCAAAACUACCCGACACUCAAGCGGGACCAGAGGCAUACUCGCAUUCGUACCGCAGUUGCUCGAUCAACAUUCCAAUUGUCAGUGAUGAUGUCAGUAAUGGCUCAACUGUGCAACAACCACGACGCGUGGGAUCCAUCCGUGUUUCCGCAGUUUUGGAGGAUAUCGGAAUGCUUACUGAGAAGUGUGCAGCGGCACAGAGAGCAGUGCUCACUCUUCCCCCACCUCCGGUCCAAGAAAGAGUGAAUAUUAGUGAAGAAACGUCACAUGUAUCUCGACCAGCGGAGGAUGAAUCUAUAAGGACGAUGCGCGAGCGAUCAACUAGUACGUCGGUCUUACGAGAAGCAGAAGUAACAAGCAGCUCAGCGAAAGAGCCUUCGAUGGUUGAGGUGUGUGUUGACAAUUCCCACUUAACUAUCGAAGAGGAGCGAGUGAACAAACUACGUGAGCGAGAAAAGGAAGUAGCAACACUCAAGGAGACCUUGGAACGAGAGAGGAGCGCGUGGAAGCAAGAGCAGCAUCUCCAUCAAUUGCAAUGGAAACGGCGCUUUGCAGAAAUGGAAAAGGUGAGAAUGGACGAACUUGAAGAGGAAUGGGCACGUCGUGAAGAAGAGCGGAGCAAUUUGCUAAAGGCAGCGCAGGAAGAAUACCAGCGACUAGAGCAAACGCUUCGGAAAUCGUUGGCAGAUUUGGAGACGAGAGAGCGUCGAUUGGCUGUGACCGAGGCCGCUUUGCAGCGAGAGCAGGAAGCAAAACGAGAUGAAUAUGAUUCUCUUCAGCGGCGUUUGAAGAGCGAACAAAGCCAUACACUGUCAUUGGCAAAGAAACAGACUGAAGCGUAUGAACGACGUAUAUCACUGCUAGAGUCGCAGCUUGGUGAUACCGAGAGCCGCGCCAAGCAAGUCGAAGCUGAUUUUACCGAGUACCGCCAACAACAGCGAAAACUUCCCGAGUCCAAACUUCGAGAAGAGAUCGCAGCACUUAAGGGUAAUGUGUCUGAGCUAGAAAAGCAGAAAAUGGCAAAAGAACGGGAGUGCGAGAUCGCUGAGGCGAAUGUCGAGAAGAUGAAAUCCCAACUGGAUCAAAUGGCUGGUUUGCUAACCCGAGAGAAGAAGAAGCAUGAAGCACGAGUAGUGGAUGAGUUGGAGAAACUUCGCGUCAAGUAUAUCGCUCGGGAGGAAAGAUACGUACUCGAUGGAGAUCGAGACGAACUUCGAGCGAUUAAGAAGCAGCUGGACGACUUGAAGGGGUUUAAGAUGAGAGGCAACAUCGAAAAAAGACGCUCCCAUAGACAGCGUUCACAUGAACCGACUUCAUCACACCAUCAUCGCAAGUGCUGGCAUACACAGAGCCGUCAGAUAGACGCUCGAUCACCAAGUGAACAUUACCAUCCAGGAUCGCGUUUUCACUCUGACCACGCCUAUGGAAAUGCAAGCGACUGGGAGGCAUCCUCUUACGUAGAAACUAGACGUGCAGACACGACCCCUCGGUUAAAUCAACGUGAGUCACGGAGCGAACGAGAGUCUUCAAACUCUCAUAUAGCUAAUCACCAGGGCUCAUUAACGACGGAUAACGUCGACACAGACCAAGAUCAAGGUGAAUUAGAUGAUUCAGAAGAUACCCACGCCGAACCACCUGGCACUGAGCUUGGUCGGUUAAUUCGCGAGCGGAAAUUGCUGCUGGCUAGUGGAGCAUAUGACGCAAAAAGUUACCUGGUACGCGAGCUCGACCGCCUCAUCAGCGCCACAAAAGCAAAUGUUGAGCGCCAAAGUCAGUAGCGUCGAUAGAAUCUGAAUAAUUGACACUGCUAUCGCCUUGUUCAAUAUUGGUUUGUAUUCCAGAUUUCAGUGCACAACUC
Phytophthora nicotianae INRA-310 is the source of this 2508-nucleotide messenger RNA. RefSeq lists its product as hypothetical. The transcript is spliced from 3 exons. The record is from RefSeq and is a predicted model, not a curated record. Gene Ontology annotation, cellular component: centriole; centrosome. Gene Ontology annotation, biological process: positive regulation of centriole elongation; centrosome cycle; interkinetic nuclear migration. The coding region runs from base 428 to 2428 and encodes 666 amino acids. Lineage: Eukaryota; Oomycota; Peronosporomycetes; Peronosporales; Peronosporaceae.